UCCGAACACGGCUCAGUCUUUCUCGCUCGUCAUUCUUCAAAAUUCAAAACUCCCAAACAUUUCCUUUCUUUCCCUCAAUCUCAACCCAAAUCUCUCAUCUUUCCUGCUUCCUGUGUUGCGGUGUUUUAUUCCAUGGGAAACUACGUUUCCUGCACCUUGUCUGCGCCGUUGGGGAAGUCGUCGAAGUCGAUAAAGGUGGUUUUCCCUGGAGGAGAAAUUCGGCAGCUUUCCGCACCCACCAAGGCGGCCGAGCUCAUGCUCGAGACACCCAAUUUCUUUCUAGUUAAUUCUCGGUCGCUUCAAAUUGGCCGCCGGUUUUCGCCUCUAAGUGCUGACGAGGACCUUGAGCUUUCCAACGUCUACGUCAUGUUCCCCAUGAAGAGAGUCAACUCUACGGUUACCGCGGCCGACAUGGGUGCUCUGUUUCUCGCAGCCAACUCUGUUUCCAAAAGGGGGUUUGUCGGCAAGGUGAGGAUCUUACCGGAAUCCGGGGAUUUGUCCCCGGAUAAAAAUGAGGCUGUGGAGGUGAGGGCGGUGCCGAGGCUUAACUUGGAUGACAUUGAAGAUUUCUCUGCUCCGGAGUUCAUGCAUAGGUUUUCCAUGUCAAGGUCUAGGAAACCAAUGUUGGAAACCAUUGCAGAGGAACCUAUUUGUUCGAGAUGAUCGAUGCUGCUGGAUUUGUUGUUUUUGGCAUCUGUAUGGAUGAAUCAAAGAUUGGAAGUACAGGUAUUGAAGAAUGUUUUGGAAUUUGAACCAGAUCAGACAGAAUAUAGAAGAGAGAAAAAUCAUCAAAUGUGGCCAUAUGUUGUUUUUUCUUGGUAUUCCUUCUUUUUGUUCUGGUGAUCCUGUCUGUAAGGAGUCAUAGGCUGGCAAUAGGGUACCCAUUACAUGAUUAUUUGUAUGUAUGUACCUUACUUAUAUUCUCUUCAAAAUGAUAAUAAAAACAAUAUUUUUGU
Molecule: messenger RNA, 956 nt
Organism: Rubroshorea leprosula
Lineage: Eukaryota; Viridiplantae; Streptophyta; Magnoliopsida; Malvales; Dipterocarpaceae
Source: the annotation of a GenBank genome assembly